UGACAACAUAUGAAAGAAAAACCGGUCAUAAACCCACAGCAUCUCUAUCCGCUCCUGGAUGCUCAUAGACUAAGAGCAAUCAUGCAGUAACAUUUGUACAUCGUGCAUCAAAAAUCGUACAUCAAAUCGGAUAUCAGCAAUUUCGAUUCUGGAAAAACCUAACCCCAUCUUCGUAUCAUCACUGUGCUGCCCCUAUUGUGUAACCAAAUUCGACGAUACCAUCGUCUCUAGCUCUCAUUAAUGGCGUCAAUAUCACCGCCGACGUUCCGUUCUUCCGCCGGUAGCUCCGUUACAAGCCCUCACAAAUUCACCUACACAACCCCUAAGUUUACCACAACUAGCCGAUUGAACCACCGUUCCUCUUAUUCAACGAAUCUAUUUUCUCACUCUCUAUCUAGGGUUUCCGAUCCUUUAUCCGUCUGUCGUUGCGUUAGUAACAGAGAUAUCGGUGACAACAACGAUAACGAUAAAGAUAAUCGUCGAUGGGACUCGGUUUUGCAAGAGAAUGUCAGGAAUGCGAUUAAGUGGUUUGAGGAUUACAUGACUGGAUAUCGGAAGUAUCAGAUGAAAGACGAUGAAUUGAAGAAGGAUGAUUCUGGUGAUGGUGUUGUGAAGAUAGAAGGAGAGGUCGUGGUGGAUGGAGAUGGCGAUACAGAAUGGGAUUGGGAACGCUGGCAGAAGCAUUUCACUGAUGUCGAUGAGCAGGAACGUAUCGUUUCUACAUUGAAGUCACAUCUAAAUCGUGCUAUUGCCAAAGAGGAUUAUGACGAUGCUGCCAGGAUUAAGGUCGCAAUUGCAGCUGCUGCUACUAACGACACUGUUGGCAGAGUGAUGUCUUACAUGAGAAAAGCUAUAGAGGAAGAACGAUACAUGGAUGCAGCAUUUGUAAGAGAUUAUGCUAGUGCAGGUCUGGUGGGAUGGUGGGCUGGACUUUCAGAUGAUAGCAAAGAUCCAUAUGGUCGAAUUAUCCGUAUAAGUGCAGAGCAUGGAAGAUACCUAGCAAGAAGUUAUAGUCCAAGGCAGCUUGCCACAGCUGCAGAUGGAGCUCCAUUGUUUGAAAUUUUUCUAACAACAAAUGAGCAUGGAGAAUACAAAUACCAGGCUGUAUACUUGAAACGAAAUGAAGUCCCCCAAAAAUUUCCAGUUGUAUCCUCAAAGUCAUCAGGUUUCAUUAGCACCAUGAAUCCAUCAGACACAAUGGGAGAAAAAGAUGAUCUUUUUGUAAAAGAUAUUGAAGAUACAGAUGAUGAUGAUGCUGACAUGGCUGAAGAAUCUGCCUUUGAAAACAUCCUGCGAGACAUGAUACCUGGUGCAAAAGAUCUAAAAGUCAAAGUCCUGAAUGUAACAACACCUGGAAAAAUAGACAGGGAUUUGAUAUCUAAAGUGGUUGAACAAAUGGAGGAAGAAGAAGAAGAUGAUGAAGAUGAAGAGUUGGAAGACAGAGAUGGAGGAGAUGAAGUAAAAGAUGGAAUCAGUGAAGAACAAGACAAUCUUGAUGAAGGAAAAAGUCAAAUUGCAGUCAAGAUUGUAGUUGGUGGCUUGGUACAAAAGAUUUCCAGUAAUACCCCUCGUAAAGAUUUGAUCCGUGUGCCAGCUAAGCUAGAGAAAAGGACACGUUCGUCAUUCUCCUUUUUUUUAGAGAAAGAAAAACAACAGGUGUCCUCUGGUAAUUCACAAUCUUUAAAGAAAAAAGAUGUUAAAAUCCAUGGUAAUCGUAGCACAGACAGCAUCAUGCUUGAUCUUGCCAAGUCAAUUGGAAAAGGAAAGAUACCCAUGAAGGUGCUUAAAGAUGUUGGGCAGUUGAUUAAUCUUACACUUACCCGUGCUAAAAAUCGUCAACCUUUAUCUGGAUCCACAACAUUUAACCGAAUUGAGCUUCCAACAAAUAAAGAUCCAUUAAAUGCAUUGUACGUUGGUUCACAUGGGCUUUACACUUCAGAAGUGAUUCAAUUAAGGCGUAAAUUUGGUCAGUGGAAAGAAGAAGGCAGCAUGAAAGAGCUUUCAAAUCUUGAGUUUUAUGAAUAUGUAGAAGCUGUUAAGUUAACAGGGGAUGCUUAUGUGCCAGCUGGACAGGUGGCGUUUCGUGCAAAAGUUGGAACAAAGUAUCAACUUCCUCAUAAAGGGAUCAUUCCUGAAGAAUUUGGAGUGAUUGCUCGAUAUCGAGGACAAGGUAGGCUUGCAGAUCCGGGAUUUCAAAAUCCCAGAUGGGUUGAUGGCGAACUUGUAAUUCUUGAUGGAAAGUAUAUUAAAGGAGGCUGCAGAAUUAAGACAGUUUUCACAAAAGAAGUUUUAACAUCGAAUCGGAUUUACAGUGUGAGAUGAUUUCCAUCCCCUAUGGAGUCAUAUGAGUGGAUGAGUAAAGUGUAUUACCACUUUGCUUUGACCUUUAUUCACUGUAGCCACUUUUCCAUCGACAAAUGCAGCCAUGGCAUUUUGUAGCAAUGCUGCAUUUAUUUCAUGUACAGUAGCUAUAAAGUAGACUACAUGUUACUUAAUGGAGGAAUAAUGGCACCACAAUUACUUUUAAUGUAUAUAUAAGUUAUGGGGAAA
Molecule: messenger RNA, 2550 nt
Organism: Lactuca virosa
Lineage: Eukaryota; Viridiplantae; Streptophyta; Magnoliopsida; Asterales; Asteraceae
Source: the annotation of a GenBank genome assembly